GUCCUUUAAACGCUCUCUCACGUUCCGCAAAUGCACGCCCACGGACGUAACCAGAACUAACUUAAACGAGGCGCAUGCCUUAUCGUGAACAGACGUUGUAUAGCCGGGCAAGAACCAGGUAGGCUGACUGAACAAGCUUUCUAAGCGACAGUGAGGCAGACAGAAAGAGAGUGAGAGAAAGAGAGACACACGAAGAGAGGCAGAGACAACGGAAACGAUAAAAGAGGGAGAAAGAGUGAUAACCGUCAUUACGCGCCGCGGACUUUGUUAGUUUGUCCUGACUUGAGGACAGUUGAAUGCAAGGAGGACGGCACAUGCUUGUAUUACAGAAUUCGAGAAUUUACAAGACUAAAAAGUUUCUUACCUUUAUUUGAAGAACUGUCAGGACCCAUAAAUAUCGUUGUAUGUUUCGACUGAGGAGAAAGAAAACCGAGAGCAAGCAAUCAGUUAUGUUUUUCCAGCUGAAGAGGGGAAUGGCAGUGAUAAGCUUAUUUGAGCAUUACAGGCUUUUUGGCUCGAAUGAUAUCGUGUUAAGAGCUGCUUAAAUUGUUGUUUUUUCCUGACCUGGAGGAAGGUAAGGAGUCCGUUAAGUGCAUGUGCGCAAUAUUUAAACAAUAAAGCCAAGAGGAUGCGAGAGAAAAUGUUAUUUUAACUUUUGACGUCAGAGAAGAAAAAUAGAGACAAAACCAAUUAUACCAAUUGUCAAACAUUUCGUGCUGUUAUGGCUUCGAAUUACCUCUUCGCUCCCUGGACGUAAAGUAGUCUCAGACUCCGUUGAGGACCGCAGAACCGCUGGUUCACGGGCUCUGUGGGUUGUUGCCCACAGAGUUGCAGAGAGGGGGAGGGUGUUGCGGCAAUUAAAUGGAAUAGACCGACGGUUUUCUGUUCCUGCUCCUUGCAAGCCUUCUUACACUCUCGCCGGCACGCGCAAUAAGCGCCGUACUGUCGCGCCAUGCUGCCCAACGAGACGUGCGAGAACACCACCGUGGUCCAUGCGGAUGGGAACCCCGUGGUGAGCACGCUGAUGUUCCUGGCCGGGGUGUUGGGCAACCUAACGGCGCUGGCCAUCCUGGGGGUGCACCAGAAGGAGCGGCGGGCCAAGUCGUCGGUCUUCUGCAUCCUGGUGACGGGGCUGGCCGUGACGGACCUGCUGGGAACCUGCUUCCUCAGCCCGCUGGUGUUCGUGUGCUACGCCCGCCGCGCCUCCCUCCUGGGCCUGACGGGCGACCAGCGGCUCUGCAGCCUUUUCGCCUUCGCCAUGACCUUCUUCGGCCUGGCGUCCAUGCUCAUCCUGUGCGCCAUGGCGGUGGAGCGCUGCCUGGCGAUCAGCCAUCCCUAUUUCUACGCCAAGUACGUGCGCCGCAGCUUCGCCAAGGCUGCCCUCCUGCUCAUCUACCUGUUCACCUGCGCCUUCUGCUCCAUGCCCUUCCUGGGGCUCGGCCGGCACAAGCAGUACUGCCCGGGCACCUGGUGCUUCAUCAAGAUGGUGGCCAGUGACGAGGAGCCGGAGGAGGAGCGGCGCGUGCUGGCCUUCUCGCUGGCGUACGCCUCCCUCAUGGCCCUGCUGAUCGCCGCCGUCUUCCUCUGCAACGGCUCGGUCAUCGUCAGCCUGUGCCGGAUGCACCGGAGCCAGAUCUCCCGCCGCAAUUCGAUGCUCUCCACCGGCCGCAAGCGCAAGAUGAGCCUCUGGAUCGGCCAGGGGGAGGAAGAGGUGGACCACCUGGUGCUGCUGGCCUCCAUGACCAUCAUCUUCGUCAUCUGCUCGCUGCCCCUGACCAUCUGUGGGUUUGUCAGCGCAGUGUCCCCGGUGGAGAACGACCAGGAGAACCUGCUGGCCUUCCGCUUCUCCGCCUCCAACCCCAUCGUGGACCCCUGGAUCUUCAUCAUCUUCCGCAAGGCGGUCUUCCGCUACCUGCGCUCCCUGUUCUGCUGCCGCUUCCCCCGGGGGGCGCUCAACAAGAGCAGCACCCUCAACUCCCACCCUGGGACCGAGGAGCCCAUGGCCUCCAUCACCCUCCAGACCAAGACCAACUCCAACCUCCUCCUGUGAGCUGCCCGGCCCUGGCACCUCUGCGGGCCACAAACGGAAGGCAUUGCGAUCUGGAUGGUCUUGGGGAUCAGCUGUCUAACACUGCAAAAGAUUAAACACUGGACUUCCUGUGUUUCCUGUCCUGGGGGGUUGGGACAGGAAGGAACAUGACUGAGAGAGGCUCCACCCACUGUGCCCCAAAGACUGGCAUUGGCUAUGGUAAACAGGAUCAUGUUGUGCCCUUGCCAUAUUCUUACCUUGGCCAUUCUGAGGUAAAAGGCUAAACUGAUCUGAGAUCAGCACUCAUACCCUGAGACACUGUAUGAAUAUAGGCCCAGUGCAUUAAAAAUACCUGCCAACAUUUGAGUUUCAGUUGCAACACAGUUCAUAAAUUUGAAGAGAAAAUCCAAAGUGGAAAAAGCAAUUUUGCCCCAAAGACAACCAACAUACUCUGCAGUAUGUUUGUGGUGUGUACAUAGCCAUCAGUGAAAACAAAAUGGCUUAUGGGAAAACACUCAAGCUUUGCCAUCCGGGCUGUACUGCCAACCCUGUCUCUGUCAUCAAUUCAUAUGCGCAUGAACUGCCAUGAUUCCAACAGCGAAUCACUGAAAAAUAUCUUGCCUCUCAACAUUGCAUAUGAUGGUGUCUCUGAUGGUGUGAGCUUGUGAUGGUGUCUUUGAUGGUGCCACCAUCACGUCUGCUAAAUGUUAAUGUAAAAAAAAUGUAAGGUCUUGUGACGACCCAUCCCAUCGCACAUCCUGGAGCCAUGAAACGGGACGAUUCGGAACCGCAUGGCGUCAGGAAAUAACCUGAAUUUCAAAAGCAGGCAAUGGUGACCGAGAAAGCACAAACAACCUCCUUUUCUCGGUCCAAGGCAAAGGGAGCAACUGGGAGGACUUAGUGUCCACCUGACUACCAAAUGCAGACUCCAUCCCUUACGGUCACAUAAUCCAGUCCUCUUUCCAUCCACCCAUUUUCUUCUUCUUUUUUUUUACAAGCAAACAGUGAGGGCUGUACUUCCACCUCAGACUCUUCAGACCAAGACAAAAAGCAUACAGGGGCACCUCUUCCAUGUAGAGAAAUUGAGUGGAUCCCAUCUGAAAAAUGUUCCCAUAAUGGAAAAUAAAACAAAAACAAAAGGGUUACAUAAUUGUUACAUGUACAGCUCCAGAAUAUGUCGGUUGGCCCUGUUCAUAGAUGCACUUAGAAACUUCACCAGUUCAACGUGGCAGCAUUGCCACUGGACCAAGCUAAAGGUAUGACAGCAAUGAGGAAACUGAGUGGGAACCAAGGAAGCUCCAGCACAGCCCUGUGGCUUCAAUAGUGAGGGGCAGGAUUUCACAGGCCUUGCCUUUGCACAGCUUUUAUUAAUGGAGAAUGACUCAACGGAAAUCUUUGCGUAAAACCUUGUUUUGGUAUUUAUUUUUCAAAAAUUGCUGUGCUUAUCUAGGCUCACAGAUUCUUUGCUCAGCCAAAAAGACAACAGCCGUAACUAUAAAUGAAAUGGAAUGUAUUUAUAUUAUAAUGUGAAAUUGAUGUGGUUGAGAAAUCACAGACUACAAGAUAACCAUACGAUUGAACGUGUUGUUCUCAUAAAAAUGACAAAGAUUACUUCUUAAAUUGCGGUUCUGGUUUCAGAGCAAAAAAACCAAAGCAACGAUUUUAGUCGUAAAAGGCAAAUCCCCAAAUAUCUCAUGUAAAUAGAUUUAACAUUUGGUGUUAAAUGUAAAUAAUAAAUGUGCUGUAGAUGUAAACAUGGGAAGGGAUGUUACAUUCUCUCCCUCUUGUUACAGUACACUGGGUAGUGUAACAUUACACUCUCUUUUACAGUGUGGUACUCUAGCUAAGUUUUAGGGGAGACAGCCUGGUAUGGUUUGAUUUACAGUAUUGUAUGCUAGUCUUCAGUUCUAGAGGAGAGAAUAUGCUGCAGUUUGUUUUAUGGUAUGAUAUUCUAGAUUAGUUCUAGAGGUGAGAGACUGCAGUGGUGUGUGUUCCAUGGCAAGGCACCAUGGAUUGUUUCCAGAGGUGUGAGUCUGGUGUUGUUUGUCUUAUGGUCCCCAAGAUUCCAGAAAGGUUCCAGAACUCACAGACUGCUGUGUUAUGUCAGAUGACAAGUUAAGAGAUUGCCAUUGUUUUCUGCCAGAGCAGAAAGUUCAAAUACAGCAGAAUCUCUGGAUCAUUAAUGUGAUCAGUGAUGCUAAUUCCUUUGAUGUUAAUUCCAUGAUGUGAGGUUAGUCAUUGACAAUUUCACUGUCUCCGCAUUUCUAAUUGUGUUCACCUGUGCAUACCUGUAACUGUAAGCUGCCAGUAUGUAUUUUUCACUCCAAAUAAUGGAGCUAAGAGCCAUUCCAUUUUCUCUUUCAUUCUAAGCUGCUUCCCUUGUGCUCCAUUCUAGUCUGACACCUGUUUUUCCGUUGUUUUACUCACAGACCUGAAUCUGUGCAGGUGAAUUGCUCAUCGCUCAUGACAAUGGAUCCACAAUACUUUUGGGGUUAGAGCAAAUACUUCUUGGUGCACUCAUAAGUCUGGAUUUUUAUUUGAUUUGGCAAUAAAAAUAUACAUCUGUAAACACAUUUACCAAUGGUAACUACAUUGCAAGCAUUUAGCAGAUACUCUUGUCUUUUUAAAAAUACAUAAAUUCCAUUUAUACAGCUGAAUAUAUACUGAAUAAUAAUACAAUACAUUUUCCACACCUUUCUCAACUGAACCUAGAGGGUCUAACAUUCAUAACUUUUGGAUUCAGAUUUUUCUGCACCAAUACCAGAUUUUAUUUUAUGAUGUAAGCCGCUCUACUGAGACUUGAAGCAGGGAUAUGUGAAACUGCAUUUAAGGUCUCAGUAAGGGGUGCGUCAAUACAAGAUCUCCCAUGAGGCUGUAGGGGCAGAGCUGACCAAUCACAACUCACCCUCGAGAGUGCAUCGGCUAUGGGGCACAAUGUGGAAUGCUGCAACUCUAAGUGUGCGUGCGUGUGUGUGUGUGUGUGUGUGUGUGUGUGCGUGUGUGUGCUUGCACGCCUAUCAAAUGCAUGUACAAGAAGUACAAUGUCAAAGUGUCCCUGACACGUCCCUUAAUAUGUAUUUCCUGUGGUAUAAUGUGUGUCGCAUGCUGUUUGUAUUUUCAUUAACUCAAUGUUGUUUUUGUAAGGUAUCUGUGAGCAGCCAGUGAAAAUUGUGCAUGAAAAUAAAUAGGCCGGUUUUGAUGUAGGUGAGCACUUUAAGCAGAAUUGUCAACAUUUAAUAAAUCUUGGCAGCAUUGACACCCAUCAUUAUUAGGAAAGAAGUGAAAAACUGUGCUGUGUUUGUGCUCGUAAAGAUGUUGAAGAAUAACUAGAAUAAAAUUUAUUUAAAAACCCGGG
Molecule: messenger RNA, 5384 nt
Organism: Anguilla rostrata (American eel)
Lineage: Eukaryota; Metazoa; Chordata; Actinopteri; Anguilliformes; Anguillidae
Gene: ptgir
Product: prostaglandin I2 receptor
Exons: 2
Coding region: 953-2050 (365 amino acids)
Biological process (GO): adenylate cyclase-activating G protein-coupled receptor signaling pathway; positive regulation of cytosolic calcium ion concentration; negative regulation of smooth muscle cell proliferation
Cellular component (GO): plasma membrane
Molecular function (GO): prostacyclin receptor activity
Source: RefSeq, a predicted model, not a curated record